Daktulosphaira vitifoliae (grape phylloxera) is the source of this 546-nucleotide messenger RNA. Its product is annotated as methionine aminopeptidase 1-like. The annotation marks the transcript as partial. The transcript is spliced from 4 exons. The record is from RefSeq and is a predicted model, not a curated record. Lineage: Eukaryota; Metazoa; Arthropoda; Insecta; Hemiptera; Phylloxeridae.
CAAUGUUUCAAAAAUAGUUGGCCAACUCACAAAAUUCUUCAUAAAGUUGCACAGGGUAAAUCUGGUGUUACAAAUGGUACAGAUGAAGUUUUUAAUCCAUGGCCUGACUAUACAUUUACAGGUAGUUUACGUCCUUAUAAAACAUCUUCACCGCGAACUGUUCCUGAUCAUAUACCAAGACCUGAUUAUGCUGAUCAUCCAGAGGGUAUUCCUAUUAGUGAACAACAGGUUAAACUUGCUUCUCAUAUUAAAGUAUUAAAUGAUGAAGAAAUAGAAGAAAUGAGAGUUGCUUGUAAGCUUGGCCGUGAAGUUUUAGAUGAAGUUGCUUCUAUUAUUGGAAUUGGGGUUUUAACUGAUGAAAUAGAUAGAAUUGUUCAUGAAGCGUGUGUUGUACGUGAAUGUUAUCCAUCACCACUGAAUUAUUAUAAAUAUCCAAAGUCAUGUUGUACUUCUGUUAAUGAAGUUAUUUGCCAUGGAAUACCGGAUAUGAGACCUCUAGCUGACGGUGAUAUUUGCAAUGGUUGGUUUUAAGUUAAAAAAUAAUAG